AUGCUGCGAUUAUGGUCGAUCGCAAAGGUGCGAAUCGGGAAAGUUUCUACUUCCGAUCUGAAUUUGUGCUUUCAUGGAGUUGGCAGACGACGGUUCUCGAACAGGGGCGGCGAAAGAAGAAGGGUGAUGAGCUUCGGUGACGGAAGCCAUGGCGCUCUGGGACUGCCAUCAUCGAUUCCGGGCAUGGGAAUCGACGCCUACGAACCCACUCUUGUUCCUAACUUGRCUUCCGAUAUCUCUUUCAUAUCCGCCGGACACUACCAUUCCCUUGCCGUUACAUCUGACGGUCACAUUUGGGCUUGGGGUCGCAACGAUGAGGGCCAGCUCGGUCGAACCGCGGAUUCUGCUAGUCGAUAUUCAAGGAGUGAACCGAAGAGAGUGGAAGGUCUAGAUAAUGUGACUGUCCGGGCAGCUUAUGCAUCUGGAGUCAUUUCAGCGGCCAUCGGAGAUGAUGGCUCUUUGUGGGUCUGGGGAAGAUCCAAAAGAGGACAGCUUGGUCUUGGAAAAGGUACCAUAGAAGCUCUAGUUCCUUCAAGAGUUGAAACUUUAGCUGAAAAACACAUCGUCAAGGUAUCAUUAGGUUGGGGGCAUGCACUUGCACUUACUGUGGAUGGUAAAGUUUUCGGCUGGGGUUAUGUGGCUGAUGGAAGAAUCGGCAAUGUCGGACUUCCACUUGAGGCAUCUCUGCUGGAUUCCCUUACAAAUGGGUCGAUAAAAGAUCACCAGGCUGCUGAUUUAAAUCUUGAGGCAGCUGAAAAGAAGGUUGCGGAAGCAAUGAAAAAGGAGGGCGACAUGCCAAUAGCUUGGGAGCCUUGUCUUGUUGAAGAAUUACGUAAUAUGAAGGUAGCAGAUAUUGCGUGUGGAUCCGAUCAUUCCUUGGUUCUUUGUCAUGAUGGCACACUUUUGAGCUCCGGGAGCAACAUCUAUGGUCAGUUGGGUAGGUCAACACGAGACCUAGGAAUGUCACCUGUUGAUAUAACCGAAUCCCCAAUCUCUAUAGCAGCUGGUCUUGGUCAUUCUUUAGCUAUCUGCAACAGCGGUGAAACAAGGAUUGUCUCCUGGGGUUGGAACCGUAGUCGGCAGCUUGGUAGAGGAAAACUGGAAAACCUUCCGAGCAAAGUGGAGGGUUUGGAUGGGGAAUCUCCAGCUUCAGUAUCAGCAGGGCGUGUGCAUUCCUUGAGUGUAACAGAGAAAGGAGAAGCUUGGGUUUGGGGUUGUGGAAAGAAUGGUAGGCUCGGUUUAGGAAGCUCAAGUGAUGAGCCUGAACCGAUGUUGCUGGAGGACGUAGAGAGUUGUGUUCUUCAAGCAGUCGCCGGGUUUGAUCACAGCCUGAUCUUAGUGGCUGAAUAG
Molecule: messenger RNA, 1350 nt
Organism: Arabis nemorensis
Lineage: Eukaryota; Viridiplantae; Streptophyta; Magnoliopsida; Brassicales; Brassicaceae
Source: the annotation of a GenBank genome assembly